ACUCGAAGCAGCGUAGCAAUCCACAUAGCGUUUACAACGGUAUUAAUAAUGAUCGAGUGUAUCCAACUAUUACCCUGUGUACACUGCAAAUAUCAAUUGCGGGGAGUUAAUACAUCUUUUGCUUUUUGGCGCGCGCUGGUGGUUCACGGCAAUACAUUCUCACGCUGACCAAAAAGUGUCGUCUGCCGGGAUAUAUCUUUCGAUUUACGGAAUGAUCCAACGCCGUCGGUGGAUGCACGAAGAUCGUCUGCGAGGAUAGCGGGGAAUGAUGAUAGAAUAACACUGCGCUGAACUUGCUUCAUCUACCAUGAAGACUUUACGACGGAAUGAGGUUCCAGCGGCGUACAGGGAGCCCUACAUCUUCUCCCGAUACAGGGCAUGCGGCAGUACCCUCGGCACUUGCCUCCUCAGCGCCUUCCACGCCACAAACGAGACCCUCAACUUCUGGACCCACUUCGUGCCGUUCCUGGUCCAAGCCCUCGUCACCGGCCAACACGUCCUGGACCCGUCUUUCAGAUCGGACCCGUUCAACUGGCCGUUCCUGGUCUUUACUCUUUCAGGCUGCUGCUACAUGCUGGGCAGCUCUCUAGCUCACAUGUUCUCUUCCUACUCGGAGUUCUGUCACUAUAUAUGUUACUUCAUCGACUACUCCACUGUUAGUAUAUACGUCAUGGGUUUAUGCGUAGCAUACAAGGAAUAUGCGUUUCCGCGGUACGCUAUGAACUCGGCCAUCCAUCGCAUCUACCUUCCUAUGGUGUUUCUCCUCUCCAUUCUCUUCUCUGCAACCUCCUGUGGAACUAGGUAUUCUAGACAUCAUUUACUGAGGAUUCAUGGUAGAAAAGUGACCUUCCCAGCAUACUUUGCGUGGUGCAAUCUCCCCCUCGCCUACCGUGCUCUCUUUGGCUCGUCAUCGUCAUCGACAGCCGAUGCGUACCACAUUGCCCAGACCGUCGCCGCGAUCGUUGCUGCGGCAACUUACGGAUUACACCUCCCCGAAGCGCUGGCCCCUGGUCGCUUCGACUUCAUCGCCCACAGUCACCAGCUUUUCCACCUCUCCACCGUAGCUAUGACCUACUGCCAGUAUCGCUCCCUCUCCGUUGAAAUGCACGACCACCGGGAAGCCCUUCUGGAUCUGAGUGGCAUGCCGACUUUUGCCGAGACCUUUGGGAUAUUGCUGGCGAACGUCUUUUUGCAUGGCGUCCUUAUAUUAGGACUUGGUCUGUGGCUUCGUAAACCCGGCCAACUUGCGAAAAUUCAUCAUUUGGAAGAAGCUCCGAGUAUACCUCAAAAGAAAGACUAAAAGCUAGGGAUUGUUUUAAAAUGUAUCAAGGGCAUUCCAUUAUUCUCAGUAAUAACGAAUCGGGAACGGUUCUCGUAAUAACCAGCCUUGUAGAUUUACAAUUUUGGAACAAUCGUGAGAAAUAGCGCAUCCUACGAUAUCUGUACGAUCUCCGGGCGUCCCCUGCAGACAUCUACGAUCAGCGCAGGAGCAACAUACGAUAUCUCUACGAUGUCUGGACGGCCUCUGUGUACGUCUUUUUAUUUGGCCUUGUAUGAGAUGCACAACAUAAUGAAAUAUCAUACGAUGGUCGUAAAUAUUGCAAACUUAACUAUAAAUCGUCCGUAGCCAAAUACGAUGGCCCUACAAAUCGUAGAUUAAUCCGAUAGGAAAAUCGUAGCAACUUUGAAAUAGGCAUAAGUUAGUUUUACUAAAUUAACGAAAAUUCGUAAUCACUGAACUUUUAAAUGAGGUAAUAUGGUUAUAAUACAACCACUCUAUUUCAUUGUAUUAAUUAUUGCAUAUACUCGCCUUUCGUUUGUUUGUUGAAGUGUAUUUUUUUUACAUUAUUUAUCCAUCAUUCCUUACUCUUUUUUAUCAAAAGCGUAACAACAUUGGAAACGUAUAGUCUGUACUCAAUAAACACUUUUAACCUGCUUAUUACCUGUGACCACAUUAAUCAACUUGCAAUAUGAAUAUGUAAAUGGAUGUGUUUUGUGUUCUUAGGUUUUUAUAUCCUCUUUCAUUUUGGUUUGGGGGCAUGAUUCGCUUUUUCUUUGUCUCUUCAUUUUGUCACAUAUCACACCUUGCAUCAGUUUGACCCAAUUGAAAUAUAAAUCGAACCCUUACUGAAAUAUUUGCGGGAUUUAGGUCACCUUUUACACUCUGUAUUGUUUUUAAUAUUCUUGAGGAAUAUCAUCAGUUUACCAAGUUAACAAAGCAAUAUGCGUAUUUUCUUUCAAUAUACUUGCCGUAGAAAAGUCACAAACAUUUAGCAUUAGCAAUAUGCAAGUUUAUAAAUUGGUAUGAGUUUAUUGUAUUUCGUUUGUAUUAAAGUUACCUAUUUGCACUACAAGCUCUUUGAUUUUUUUUUUGUAAUCACUUAAUUGUAUUUCUGUAUUUCUGAUUUGUAUAUUGAAGAUUGAUAAAGAAAUAAAAUAAAACAAGAAGUUCGAUUGG
Molecule: messenger RNA, 2458 nt
Organism: Lytechinus pictus (painted urchin)
Lineage: Eukaryota; Metazoa; Echinodermata; Echinoidea; Temnopleuroida; Toxopneustidae
Product: membrane progestin receptor gamma-like
Exons: 5
Coding region: 308-1300 (330 amino acids)
Cellular component (GO): membrane
Molecular function (GO): signaling receptor activity
Source: RefSeq, a predicted model, not a curated record